CGUGUACUCUUCUAGAUUCGUGUAUGUGCUGACAUUCAGUAAUUCAUGAUGGUUAGCACAUUUACGUUGUUGUAAAAAAUUAAAGGAACAGUAACCACUUGUACAAAUCAAGCUGCAUGAACAACAGGACGAAGGCAACAGAGUGACUGAACUGACACACUGUCUAAGAUGAGCUUUUAUUAUGCCAUUUGAAAAUAAGACAAUCGUUUGCUUUGACCGUAGUAGUGGUGAAUCUUGGUGGCUUAAAGUUUGUGAGCAGAACGCAUACUAUGCAGUUCUCUAUAAUAAUAAGGACGCGAUCAUCGCAGAUACUAAGAAACUCUAAACUCUUACCUGAGAUGAGACGAGAUUCAAGUGAAAGUUUGGACCGACAAUGAGUGAGUUAGUUGUAAAGUGCACACAUAACGUUGCUGGCUUUAUAUCAAUUUAUUUAUCGUUGUAAGGAAGCAGCAAACCCCCAAUUUUGCAAGCCCUACUUUAUGCUCAGGUGCCCCUUUGCGUGUGUUCUUUUACGUUGGACGAGGAUUUUAUAUGAUCUUCGUCAUCAUCAGCACUUCGCCUUGAUCUUAAACUCAGCUUCCAUUAACUAUAUAUGUUAUACCCCCAUGCUAUAAAGCUUUUAAUUGACUUAAAUAAUAAAAAAACACAAUUUCAGAAUAGUUGAGGAAAAGAUGCGUAAUAUUUAACAUAUCCACAAGAAUAAUAAUGCCAUUAAAUCAAUUUUAGUGUGUAGUCAUUAAUAAAAUUAAUGUAUUGCCUGUCCAGAAUAUUAAGCGUGUUAAUCUCUGAAUUAUUAUAAGCGAGUAUCAAGACACAUAUUUCGAAAUGGCUUUGUAUGUAAUAAAGAAAAUAUGUACACACACAUGUACUUAGGUAUAACUUUUGAUUGUCUACUAGAAUUCCAAUCAUUCUGUGUUUAAAACUCAAAUUAUAGCUUUUUAACCAACAUGCAUGCAGACAUUAUUUUGGCAAAGUUGUUAAUUAAAGGUACAUACAAGUUAUAAAAUCGGCAAAGUGAGAACAUGCACUAACUGUAGUUUCUUUCUUUUGUUUGCGUUAAGCUUGACAGAUAUAGAUUGUUGUUUUUGAAGUGUUAAUGAAACACGUACCAAACUUUAUAAAGACUUGAGCCGGUACUUAAUUAAAAUUAUCUUAAGUAAAUAUUAUAGAUGUACCUUUUGUUUUAAGUGAGAAUGCGCCAAGCAUGGUGAUGACGGGUACAAUGCACUUGUAUACAUGCCUAGAUUAUGUACAUAAAUUGGAUCCUUCAUAACUUAAUUCAUGGUCUAAUGACCAAACUCGUGUCGUUGUUGCAUUAUUAUCUCUUAGACUUUGUAUUUUAAUCAAAAUCUUUGCUGCGAUUGAAAUAUCAAAUCCUUCAGUCUUUGUUGCAAGUAUAAAGUAUAUGUAUAUAAAGCUUUCAUUUGCGUAUGUCAAUUAAACCACCAAAAAACUGUUCUACUAGUUCUAUCUACUACGGUAUCAAGCUGGAUCCUGAAAUCUUUCGGAAGAAAUGUCUCAACAACAACGACGUGACGAUGUCUCAGCAAAACUGGGCUCGCUUUUGCUUAAAGGAUACAAAAUGUUGGCCGAUUCUUGUCCCAAGUGCAGUAAUGUGCUCAUGCAAGAUAAGAAAGGUGUAAUUACAUGUGUGAACUGUACGGAAGAAGGACGAGCACCAGAGGCAGAGAGCAAAGUGGUGGUGACAGGUCUUGCCCAUAAACUUCCAGACCACGGGUACAGUGACGGAAUUCCCUACCGUUCGCAGGAGGGAACACCCGAGGCUGCAUGCUAUGCUGAAGAAGUUCUUUUGAGGGAGAUAAAGAAUGUUGCCUUGUACUUGGAGAAACGUUGCCUUCAACUGGACUUUGAGGACAACAGCCAAAUUCUGGAACAUAGGAAGGUGCAUUUGGAAUAUAUUCGACAGUGUGCAGAAACGAUAAAGGUUCUGCAUUCUUUGAAUUAAACGAAAUCUUGCUCUCGGCAAUUUUCAGAGUAAAUAAAGAAUAAAAUAGUACACAACAA
This is a messenger RNA of Folsomia candida, 2025 nucleotides long. RefSeq lists its product as uncharacterized. The transcript is spliced from 4 exons. NCBI's taxonomy places the organism in Eukaryota, Metazoa, Arthropoda, Collembola, Entomobryomorpha, Isotomidae. The record is from RefSeq and is a predicted model, not a curated record. Bases 1514 to 1966 code for a protein of 150 amino acids.